This is a messenger RNA of Macrobrachium nipponense, 4068 nucleotides long. RefSeq lists its product as uncharacterized. Gene Ontology annotation, molecular function: nucleic acid binding. Lineage: Eukaryota; Metazoa; Arthropoda; Malacostraca; Decapoda; Palaemonidae. Gene Ontology annotation, biological process: DNA integration. The transcript is spliced from 4 exons. The record is from RefSeq and is a predicted model, not a curated record. Bases 1 to 4068 code for a protein of 1355 amino acids.
AUGGCAAAUUUCAAGAUUACUGAUCUCUCGCUUAAUGGGUUCAAGGGAGCUGUUAGUAGAGCGCUACAUAGUGGUACAGCAGCUAUUGGUGUAGUUAGUCCAACUUUGAUGACUGUAAAAUCCAAUGUGGAAACGUUACAAAAUCGAUGGAACAAAUAUGUGGAGGUAUGGGAUCAAUAUAUCUCUGAGAGAGAUUCUUUGAGUGAUGAUGAGUUUGAUGCACUUGAGAAGACUCAUGCUCAAUAUGAAGUUUUGUAUUAUACAGAGACCAAUAAAUUAUUAGAUGUUUUAGAUCAACUACAGAGUGUAGGUCCUGGAAUUUCCAAUCCUGUUCCAACACAACAGAGUGCCAGGGUACGUUUACCUGAAGUAAAGAUUAACAGCUUUGAUGGAAGGGUAGAAGAAUGGCAAACUUGGUGGGACAGUUUCCGUUCGUUAGUUCAUGAUCGUAAGGAUAUGGACAAGGUAUUGAAAAUGACACAACUUAGGUCCUGUUUGAAAGGUAAAGCAUUGUUAGUUGUCUCAGGAUUUCAGGUCACUGACCAAGACUAUGAUGAUGCUAUUGCAGCUUUGCAAGAUAGAUUUCCUAACCCAGAGAAAGUAAAACAAACAUUAGUGCUUCAGUUGUUUGAUAUGGUUAAGCCUAAGAAUACUGCUAAGGAAUUGGAGCAGUUUAAGCUGGAUUUUAAAAGAAUUAUAAAGACUCUUCAACACUAUGUUACUGAUUUACAGUCUUCCCAUUGGCUUAUUGCUGUUCUGUUACAGAGCAAGUUGCCUACAGAGGCAGAGAUGUUCAUUUUUCAGAAAUUUCAGACUAAAUAUUUUACAGUUGAUCAAAUCAGCACAGGUUUUCCCGACCACCUUGAAUUUCUUGAUAGGAUGCAAAACAGUGGCAAAUUACAGUCUGAUAGUGAUAAAUUACUACAGGAUAGUGGCAAAUCUCAAGUUAGAGAUAAAGUGAAAUCCUUCAACCAGACACGGCAGGUAUUGGCAGAUAAGACUCAGAUUGGAACUUAUUCAAUUGAAGCAACAUCUUCUAAAAACCAAUGUUUAUUGUGUUCAUCAGAUAGUCACAGAGCCAGGCGAUGCUCAAAGUAUGCUGAUGCAACUUCCCAAAGAAGUAGGCUGAUAGAUAUAGGACGGUGUUCUAGAUGUUCAAGAAAUAAGCAUAAUGGCAGGUGUUUGCAGCCUGUAAAAUGCUUUGUCUGCAAUAAGACUAAUCAUAAUGAAGUUUUUAGCUACAGCAAUUUUGGAGGCAAGUUGCAAAGUGAGGUGAAAUCAGAUGGUACUGUAAAGUCAGAUAAGCAAGUUAACAGUACUACAAGCAUUGAAGUUAGGAGCGAAGUUUCAAGUACAAAGAGUGCUGGGUCCAAAUAUUCUUCUGCUUUAGCUACAGCUCAGGUCAAGGUAUCGAAUAAUGAUAAUUCCAAGUCACAGUAUGUUUGCUGCUUUUUCGAUCCUGGAUCGCAUAUUUCAUUUAUUACUUCCAAGUUAGCUACAGCACUACAGCCAAAGACUGUUGAAAGUCAACAACUUGUUUUGCAAGGUUUUCAGUCGCAGCCAAAGGAGGGGCAAUUUGAUAUUGUGACACCUCUAGUUUCUUUAGGUAGGAGGAUUAAGAAGAUGAGAGUUGUAAUUGUGGAUGAGUUACCAGGUAGUAUUUCUACACCAGGCAUGCAUAAGGUUUAUCAAAUGCUGCAGGGUAAAGGGAUUAAAACUGCAGAUGAAAUUCCAUCCAACACUGUCUCAGGGAUUGAAUUAAUGGUGGGUUCUGAUUAUUUUGCUGAUUUUGUUGGUGGUGUUACCAAAUUAACUGCUAAUAUUUCUCCUCUUCAUGUUAAUGAUUUGAUUGAAGAGAAUAAUGAACAAGUUCAUAAAUUAUGGGAAUUAGAAUCGAUAGGCAUCAAUCCAACUGCCCCGCCUGUAGAAGAUGAUUGUGUCUACAAAAGGUCAGGUAGCCCCUUUAAGAAUUUGAUUGCCAAAUCCUUUUAUGCUGAUAAUCUUCAGGGUAGUAUGUCUAAUGAAAUAGAAUUGUUAGAAUUUUAUGCUGAGGCUAACAAGCAACUGAGGAGUGCCAAUAUGCCACUCAGGACUUGGGUAACUAACAAUGAGAAACUUAAAAUUAAAAUUGAAGAAGAUAACGGAACUGUGAUUUGGUCUCAUAAUGAGGCUGCUAUUCAAUGGGUCAGACAUUAUAAUUGCAAAAUUACUUAUGUCAAGAACAGGGUGGCUGAGAUCAGAGAAGUGUCAGCCAAUUAUCAAAUAUUUCAUGUAUCUACUGGAGAAAAUCCUGCUGACUUAGUGAUUCGUGGAGUUGAAGUUAAAGACUUGGUGUCAAAUUCUUUAUGGUUUAAAGGUCCUUCUUGGCUACCACGUGAAAGUUUGUGGCCAAGUCAAAAGGAUGAAGUUGUAGUUCAUGAGAUAACAGCGGAGAGACAAAUUGAUCCAGUUAAGGUUGAAUGUUUGUUUGAAGUUAGAGAAUGUUCUUCUCUGGAGAAGAUUUUCAUGAUAACGAAAUAUGUAUUUCAGUUUCUGAAAAAAUUGUUACUCAAGAUAUCACCAAAUCGAGUGUCAAAGAUAACUUUACCAGAUCCAGCAGUUUAUUGGCUGAGAUAUUAUCAACUUACUAACUUUAAAGAAACUUUUUCUUGGCUGUUUUAUUCUGUGAAUCCUGAUCCUAUUGAAUUUAAGAGCUUGUAUGAUCUUUUGCAGAAACCACAUAGCUUGUCUGUUGAAUGUUCUGAUUUGAUUAAGGACUUAGGUCUGUAUUUUGAUCCAUCCAUUGGACUGAUGAGGUCAAGAGGUCGCCUCCAGCAUGCUGAAAUUGCUGUGAAUUCCAAAUAUCCUGUACUAGUUCCACCAGGAGAACAUUUAACUAACCUUUUCAUUCUAAAGGCACAUAGGUAUAAUUUACAUGGAGGAGUACAGGAAACUCUUGCUACUAUUCGUCGACAACUUUGGAUUCCCAAGGGAAGGCAAGCAGUACGCAAAGUGAUUAGAAAAUGUGUUCUCUGUAGCAAAGUUGAAGGUAAACCCUGUGUUUACCCUGGUCCCCCUUCUUUACCUUUACAUAGAGUUGUUUUGAACAGACCAUUUGAGAAUGUAGGUGUUGAUUAUUCUGGACCUAUUGUCAUUACAAAGACUGAAGAUAAUGAGCCAAGGAAGGUUUAUAUCUGUUUGUUUACUUGUACAGCUACAAGAGCAGUUCACCUAGAUGUGGCUUUAGAUAUGACAGCAGAAUCAUUCUUAUUAAUUUUUCGUCGGUUUUGUGGCACCUGGCCUGUUCCCAAACAAAUAAUUUCAGAUAAUGGGACAAACUUUAAAGCAACUGCCAAGUUUCUUGAGGAAAUAUGUAAUGAUCCUCAAAUACGAGAAUAUUUUAGUAAUCGUGGUAUUGUUUGGAAAUUCAUCGUUCCCAAAGCACCUUGGCAAGGUGCCCUCUACGAGAGGAUGAUUAAGGUUGUUAAGAAUUGCUUGAAAAAGGUUUUCUAUCAUAAUAGAGUCAGUUUAGAUGAACUUCAGACUGUGGUUGUUGAGAUUCAAUCUCGUGUUAAUAAUAGACCGCUCUCCUAUAUCAACAGUGAUAGCAUGUCUCCAGAACCCUUGUCACCUUCACAUCUCCUAUAUGGCAGAUCAAUUGAAGCUAUGCCACCAGUAGUUUUAGCGGAUGAAUCUGAUCCUACUUACAUGGACCACGAUCAAUUGAAUAAGCAGUUUUCCUUAUUGUCUUGUAUCAUUUCCAAGUUUGAGAAGGUCUGGAAGAACGAAUAUAUAAUUUCCUUAAGAGAACGUCAUUAUGGUUCUGAUAGAGCUAGGGAAUUGAAUAAUCUUAAAGUUGGGGAUGUUGUUUUGGUCCAAUUUGAAUCUCCAAGAAGUGAGUGGCUUUUAGGUAGAAUUGUUGAACUUCGACCUGAUUCAGAAGGAGUCAUACGUUCUGUAGAUGUGUACUGCAAAGGUCAUGUCAGUACACGAACAGUUGAAAAGCUCGUACCUUUAGAGGUUAGUGAACCAGUGAAUAAGGAACUUAUAGGUAAUCUUGAUGAUAAUGUGAACACUGAUGAUUCCUAG